CAAAUGAAGGUUUUGUCUAUGUGCUGCUGUGCUGCUAAAUAUUUAUUUUUAAUUUUUGUAAUGUAUUUUAAAUUUAUAUUUUAGUAUUCCUGAAUAAAAAAAUUCAAUUUAUAUUUUGAAUUUGAAGUUUUUUGUAUAAAUUGUAUUAGAGACGCAUUUUGAAUGUGUUGAAAUGUGUUUCUCUUUGAAGUUCAUUGUAAGCAUUAACCCCAGUGUCCCUAUUUUACAAAUAAUUUAUUAAAAUGAAGUGUUGCUUGUCUUUCUGCGAGAAUUCACGAAACAAUCAUUUCUCUUCGAAGAUCCUAGGACAACAAACAAUUACAUUUCAUAAGGUCCCUACUAAACAAUGUUUGAGGUUGUCUUGGCUGGAAGCUCUUGGCUUAGAAGAAAAUCAAUUGCCAGAAACUCCAGUCAUCUGUUCCCAACAUUUCCAAAAAGAUGAUUUUUAUAUAAAAAAUGGGUUCACUGAACUGAGAAGCAAUGCUGUUCCUUCUGCAGUACAGAUCUGCCUUAUAUGCCUGGAUUCUGCGAGCAAACUAUAUCCAUUAGGCAAGUUUAAUUUAGAAGAGGCUUACAUCAAUGUGACUGGAAUUUCGUUGUAUAAUAAAGUGAACAUUGCACCAAAACUAUGUGUGGAGUGUGCACAGAGGCUGGUGAACUGCAACUCAUUCAGAGACAAGAGUCUGCGGGCACAUACCUUGUUGCUGGAUUUAGUUAAAAGCAAUGACUUUUUAACAACACAUAGAAUAAAGAGGGUAUAUCGCGAGAAACAUGGCCUAACAUCCAACAUAGUGAAGAGAGUGCACCAACCAGACCACUGUGACCUUCAUCUGGUUGAUGAGCAAGAGGAGAAGCUGUACCAUGUGCCACUGGUCAAAGAUGAGGAUGGGGCGAAUGAAGAGUUCAACUUAUCCAAAAGUAUUCAAAGUGCCAAUAGAGAAUUAGAACCAAAACAAGAAACGUUAAAUAGCGAAAUAAAAAAUGACGACGGAUUUUCGAAUGACGAAGUGAAGUUCAUAAACGACGAAUUCAGUUACGUCGACGUCAUAGAUGACGCCAUCUUCGACAUCGACACGGGUUUCGCUAACAGUGAUGAAGACAAACCCGACAUACAGGCAAAAUCACACAAAAAGAGUAAAAAACCUUCACUGAAAAGGCUCGGUAGUAAGGAUUCUGUGAAAGGGAUUAAGAAUAAAGGUACAUUAAAAAGGAUAAACAAUAAAACUAAAGUUAAAUCAACAAAAGAGCGAACUAAACUGAAAGUUAAAUUAAAGAACGGCAUACUCAAGCUCAAGAAACAGAAGGAAAGUACAUCUGAAGUGAAAAGCGAUGAUAGUAAAGUAAAACCAACUGAAAAGUUGUUCAAAAAGACUGCAUUGACGUAUGAGGAACAGUUAGCCGACGUACAACAAAGAAAGGAGACUGCAAACUAUUUAAAUGCUGCAUAUAAAUGUAGCAAAUGUUAUAAAGGCUUCAUAGAUGUUGAUGCCUAUAAUGGGCAUAUGAUUAAACAUACUAAUAAAUAUGGUCCGUUUGAGUGCGACAUCUGCGGGCUGCACAGCAAGAGUCGCAACAACCUCUGCCGGCACAUCGCCGUCAACCACAGCAUCCGGUACAGCUGCACGCUCUGCAUGUUCGUCACCAUGCAUAUUGGCACAGCGAAUUCCCACGAGCGCUGGCACAAGGGGUCCAAGUUCAAAUGCCCGGAGUGUGAUCUGGAGUUUGGCAUCCGCUCGUCGUAUCUAUCGCACUUACGCAUCAAGCACCCGUCGGACUACGCGUGCACCAUCUGCGGGUUCUCGUUCAUCGGCGAGCGCGGCAUCAAGCUGCACAUGAACAAGAAACACCGCUUCGACGUGCCAAGCCCCGACGGGCCGCUGUGCAAGCCGUGCAACAUCCGCUUCGCGUCCGAGAUGGCGUACAACCAGCACAUGAAGGUGUCGCCCAAGCAUAAUGUUGGCCAGAAACGCGAACGUAACGACCCGCUGAUAAAGACCAUGGGCUGGAGCAAGCGGCCCUGGCGGAACAAGAACAAGAAAGAGUAUCCCGACGCUGACGGCGAGCCCGUAGAGUGCGAACAGUGCGGCAUCCCGCUGAAGGACUACUGGAUGUACACGCAGCACUUCAAGAAGGCGCACCCCGACAAGAACCGCACCAAGUACCACCGCCCCAAGCUGCUGUGCGAACUCUGCGGGAAGGUUUUCAAUAACGAGGCGCACCUUCGCUACCACAUGCCGGUGCACUCGGAGCACAAGCAGUUCAAGUGCUCCGUCUGCGCCAAGACCUUCGGCUCCAUCCUCAACCUGAAGAGUCACGCCACGCUGCACAGCGCCUCGCGCCCCAGCUACGCCUGCGACUUCUGCGGCAAGACCUUCGCCUACCAGUCCAACAAGUACCGGCACAUGACGAUACACAAAGGCAUCAAGUUCAGCUGCGAGAUCUGCGACAAGAGCUUCAACACGGCGCCCGAGCGCUCCAUACACGUGCAGCACGUGCACAUGAAGGUGCCGUGGCCCAAGCGCAGCCGCGCGCCCCGGGGCAAGCCGCGCCCGCUCGCGCCGCAGGACGACCUCAUGUGUUAGUGUCGCUGUACACUGAACCCUGAGGGUCAUCAAUAGCUCAUCUCUUCUAAUCUCAUGUAGAGAUGUGGGAACAAACAAUGUUCCCCGAUUUCUAACGUCAUCCGGAUGUAGGCAAUAUCAGUAUGGUCAGUAUACUCAGGCCAGAGAGUGGGAAAAUAGAGAUGGUCAGUAUACUGGGCGACCUCAUGUGUUAGUGUCGCUCAGUAGACUGAACCCUGAGGAAAAGCUUAACGAUACAAUCAACUUAGGAACACUUAGCUAAUCUCAUGUAGAGAUGUGGGAACGAACAAUGUCCCCGAUUUCUAACGUCAUCCGGAGGCAAUAUCAGUAUGGUCAGUAUACUGGCCGACCCCAUGUGUUAGUGUCGCUCAGUACACUGAACCCUGAGGAAAAGCUUAACGAUACAAUCAACUCAGGAACACUCAGCUAAUCCCAUGUAGAGAUGUGGGAACGAACAAUGUCCCCGAUUUCUAACGUCAUCCGGAUGUAGGCAAUAUCAGUAUGGUCAGUAUACUCAGGCCAGAACACCCUUCCCAAUCUGUCUAAGGUCCGAGGCUCAGAGGAUUCUUUAGAGAGUUGUUCCGCGAAUUCUUCUGCUUCUGUCUCCGGGCGUGCUUCUGCCUUCUCCCAAAGUCUCCGGUGAUGCCACUGUGGUCCCACUGAGGAGCCUUCGGCACUUACACAAUCUGAUAUUUUACUUACACAAAGCGAAUUUCACGAACUACGAUACAAUACAUCACUUUCAAUGGGUAUUGAAUACAUAUAAAUACACAGACAGACACCAUAGUAAAAAUAGUCAGGAUAGCUUCAUAGUACCCCAAAAUGUGGGGAUUCAAUGGAACCCCGAUUUUCUGAAAAUGAUUUUUAUUUAAUGAAUCAAUUGAUUUUUACAGUUUUGCUUUAUUUUAAAACAAAACAUACAUGAUUUUAAAAGUUGUCAACUUUAUAGCAUCCUGAAAGAACAGUUUUUGACAUUCUUUUUUAUAAUUUUUGUAAUGUAAAAAUUUACAAUAACUAAUAUAGAUGUAAAUAUUAUUAUCAAUACAAAUCAUGUGAAUGAAGUUAUAGAGAUGACCUCGUAUGUAAGGACAAAGAGCGAAGGUGGCCAGUUAUAAUAUAUUAAGUAGAAAAUUAAAA
Molecule: messenger RNA, 3719 nt
Organism: Bicyclus anynana (squinting bush brown)
Lineage: Eukaryota; Metazoa; Arthropoda; Insecta; Lepidoptera; Nymphalidae
Product: zinc finger protein 37
Exons: 15
Coding region: 243-2582 (779 amino acids)
Biological process (GO): regulation of transcription by RNA polymerase II
Cellular component (GO): nucleus
Molecular function (GO): zinc ion binding; DNA-binding transcription factor activity, RNA polymerase II-specific; sequence-specific DNA binding
Source: RefSeq, a predicted model, not a curated record